Zootermopsis nevadensis is the source of this 1308-nucleotide messenger RNA. Its product is annotated as odorant receptor 4. NCBI's taxonomy places the organism in Eukaryota, Metazoa, Arthropoda, Insecta, Blattodea, Termopsidae. Gene Ontology annotation, biological process: detection of chemical stimulus involved in sensory perception of smell; sensory perception of smell. The record is from RefSeq and is a predicted model, not a curated record. Gene Ontology annotation, molecular function: olfactory receptor activity; odorant binding. Gene Ontology annotation, cellular component: plasma membrane.
AGUACUCUAAUUCAAAGUCUGUCCGAUCCAGAAAUGGUUUUUGGAGUAUUUCGAGCUUCAAGAAAUAAUCCACAUGAAGAGUCAUCAGGCGGAAUUCUGGACAUACAACUGAAAUGUUUUCUAUACGGAGCGAUCCUGCCAAACGAAAAUAUAAGAUCCUCCCCAUGGAAACUACGAAUGUUUAACUUGUACUCAGUAUGCAGUCUUCUAAUGUAUGUACCAUCAGUCAGUGCCCAGUGUUAUGCUUUGUAUUUGGAAUCUGAAAAUAUAACAGAACUUACAGACACAUUUUUCACAAUUAUAGCAGCACUUCUUCAUUGUUCCAUCUCAAGUUACUUACUGACUCAGAGAAAGGCUUUGGAGCACCUGGUCCUAAAAACCAACGAGGCCUUUGCGGAAUUCACAAGCAAACUUCCUUUAGAAACGAAACACACACUCAUCAUGAGUGACGCUAAAAAGAAGAUUAGACAAUACACAUUGAUAUUUAUAAUCUCAAUUGUUAUAACAGGAUUUCUCUGGUUGGCAAUUCCAAAUAUUUUUUGGCACAUACAUAAUGCGAAGGAAAAAGACGGCGAAGAUAAAAUACAUUGGGAGCAUUUAAGUUACAGAAUGUGGCUACCACCAGGCGCCUUGGAACAUCCAACUUACCAUUUCAUUUAUACGUAUCAAGUGGUUUUAAUAAUAAAUUUACUUACUGAUAAUAUAGGAUACAACUCGAUGUAUUACGCACUUACUAUUUACACGGCAGCUCAUUUUAAAGUACUCGCCACACUGUUGGAAGAUAUUGAUCAGUACAUAACGUCAUCGGACAACACAAAGAGUUCCGAACAAAAUGGAAUCCGGAGUUUUCUUGAUGGCGGGACGGGCUUCGCGACGGACAUGCUUUCAAAGCUUUCUGGUCAAGAUGAAACGGAUAGCAACAGGAAGAAAAAUUCGCAACUGGAAGAAUAUCACUCCUUGGAUCCUCGGCAUAUAACGAGUAUCCCAAUAGCUGAAGACUACUUAGUUAACUGCGUGAAAUAUCACCAAGCCCUUCUUCAAUACGUCGAAGACGUGGACGCUAUCUUCGGUACACUGCUCUUCAUAUUCUUUUCUUUGAAUGGCGUUAUGAUGUGCCUUGCAGUCGUUCUUUCAACUCUGGGCAAAGGAUCUACUGGCUCCAUAAAAUUUAUGAGUGGCGUGAUUACAGUUUGGAUUCCUACGUUUCUAAUAUGCUGGUUUGGUGAACAUCUUACAGACGAGAGCGAAGAGGUGGAACGAGUGGUGUAUGGAUGCAAAUGGUUCGACGCCUCUACACGCUUCAAGAAG